CUCCCGCGGCGCUCGUGCACUCCUUCUGCUGCUGCGCUCCCUGCUCGGGCUGCGCGCGGGCGGCGCUCCGCAUUGCACACGCGAGGGGCGCCGCAGUGUUCGUGGGAUGGGGCAGCGGGCUGCCUCUGGCGGCAGGGACGCGUGCAGCCCAGGUACAGGUCAUCUACCAUUGACUCAAGUGCCCACUUUGGGGCCCUCUGUAUGAGUGACACACCAGUCUGCCAUGGAACCUAGCCCUGCCCUGGCCUGGCUCCUGCUGCUGAGCCUGCUGGCGGAUUGUCUGAAAGCUGCUCAAUCCAGAGACUUCACAGUGAAAGACAUAAUCUACCUCCACCCUUCAACCACCCCAUAUCCUGGUGGAUUUAAAUGUUUUACCUGUGAAAAGGCAGCAGACAAUUACGAAUGCAACCGAUGGGCUCCUGACAUCUACUGUCCUCGAGACACCAGAUACUGCUACACUCAGCACAUCAUGGAAGUCACAGGAAACAGCAUCUCUGUCACCAAGCGCUGUGUCCCACUGGAGGAGUGCUUAUCCACCGGCUGUCGAGACUCGGAGCAAGGCCACAAGAUCUGCACCUCCUGCUGCGAAGGAAAUAUCUGUAAUCUACCACUCCCUCGAAAUGAAACUGAUGCCACAUUUGCCACAACAUCUCCUAUAAAUCAGACAAACUGGCACCCACACUGUAUGUCAGUGAUUGUGUCCUGCUUAUGGUUGUGGCUAGGACUCACCUUAUAGCAGCCCUCUCCACCAAAUGUAGUUGAGCUUUGCAAGGGUUCUCUGUUGCCAUCACAGUCAUGCAUGAGUUGUUGGCCUGGCAGUCGUGACAUGAUGCAGCCUCAGCACCCUGGACAUCCUCACAACCACACAUUGCCAUUACCACGAAGAACAAGCAUUGUUUCAAUGCUCUCAUUUCCAGCCUGAACCAGACCCCAUCUAAGUCACCCUGUCCUCAAUACAGACCCUGAUUUCUAUACCGCAAGCCUGUGAUUUUGCUUCAAGAAAGAGUUCUACAUUUAUUGAUG
This is a messenger RNA of Phodopus roborovskii (desert hamster), 1023 nucleotides long. It is a transcript of the gene Lypd6, whose product is annotated as LY6/PLAUR domain containing 6. The record is from RefSeq and is a predicted model, not a curated record. Gene Ontology annotation, biological process: positive regulation of canonical Wnt signaling pathway. The transcript is spliced from 5 exons. Gene Ontology annotation, molecular function: acetylcholine receptor inhibitor activity. Bases 224 to 736 code for a protein of 170 amino acids. Lineage: Eukaryota; Metazoa; Chordata; Mammalia; Rodentia; Cricetidae.